AUGACUGAUGAUGAUGAAAGUCAAUCUGUUUGUUCGUGGGGUGAAACAGAUAAAUGUAAAGCUGAGUGUUAUCCAUGUUUAAGUGACAAUUGGCUACAACGUGAAUAUCGUUGUGAUGGAUUUGGCGAUGAACGGUGUCCACAUGGUGAUGAUGAAUUUUUUUGUAAUUUAAUUGAUAAACCGUUAGAUAAGUAUUUUUCAAUUAAACGUUUUAUUAAUUAUGAUGGUGAUUAUGCUAUACCGCCAAUAGAAGAGAAAUCGUUGAAGAUUAAAAAAGAUUGUUUACAUCGAUUUUGGGGUAAUCAUAUUCGUGGUGCACGGGAAUUAAUUGAAUACUGUAUCCGUUUAAAUGAAACUGGAUUUAAUAAUCCACCGGUUUCUAGCGUUAGUUAUCGGUUUUCGUUCAAUGAUUUAUAUUUAAAGAAUGUAUCAGUAAUUGAUUUGUACAAUUGGUUUGCACCUAUUGACCUUAUUGAAGAGUAUCAUCUCUAUCUUCAUAAUGACGGUCCUAAUCAUUUUUAUUAUAACUGCACAUCACCGUGGUUCGGUCGUUAUUGCCAAUAUACAUUUAAUUCAAUGCUUUCUUUUAAUGAUAUUGUCGAACAAACAUUUGAUGGAAAAGAAUCAACUUUGGUCCAAGAUGCUAUGCAGCUAUCGGGUAACGGUACCUGUUAUGUGCACAUGCUUUGCAACUAUGUUGUACCCGAUCUUUGUUUGGAUUGGCGUGAAAUUUGCGACGGGAAAAUUGAUUGUUUAAAUGAUGCAAUUGAUGAAGAAAAUUGUGUUGAACUGGAAACAAAUAUGUGUGAUUUAUCUACAGAGUAUCGAUGUCGUAAUGGCAUGUGUAUACCAAAGACUUUUACCUAUGAUAAUGAUCUUGAUUGCUUGGAUUACAGUGAUGAACCAACUAGUCACGAAUGGGAUGCAUGUAAAGAUCGUCGUACUAAAUCAUCAAUGACAUGUGAAGAACAUUCAUGUAGUCCAAUGACAUUUUCUUGUGGUUAUGAUGAUUGUCUUGAAGACACACGUAUGCGAUUAUCAACUGAACUUGAACGUAAUUUUUGCGCAAAUGGUAGAGAUAAAUUAUUUCAAAAAUCUCUAUUAGAUUUUUACUCUGACAAAAUGAGUGAUUACUCGUUGGUAUGUUGGACAUAUUUAAUAUGUACAUUUAAAUUAGCCAAACAAUUUAAUAUACUUUGCAAGUUGUUCAUGCUUAGACAAUGUCCAUCAAUUGUCUUUUUUCCAACACAUCCAGUUGUUUUUGGUCAUGUUUAUUUUGUUUACACUUCAACAAAAACCGAUUGGUUUACAAACUAUGCACCGGAUUAUAUUUGUUUUAAUACAGAGUGGUGUAAGCAUUUAAAUAUUAAUAUAAUAAAUAUAAAUGGUUUUAAUUGUAGUCGGUAUUUGCAAUUUGAUCUACUGGCUAAACGAUAUCAAGACUGGAAUACAUUAGUAAAAGAUGUUAAAAAUGUAUUUCGUUCAUGCUCUCAUCGCCAAUUACAGAUUGCCCAUGAUAAAGAUAAUAAAUGUCCUCAUUCAACUUUAAUUCCUUGUCAAAACUCGUCAAAAUGUAUUUCAAAACAUCGGCUAUCGGAUGCCUAUAUUGAUUGUUCAAACUCAUGGGAUGAAAAUACAAUUGACACGUGUAAAUUAAAUUUAACAUAUCGUUUCAAAUGUGGAUCAUCACAUCAUGAUGAUAAAUGUAUACCGAUAGUUCUCAUGCAAGACAAACGUCAAGAUUGUCCAGAUAAUUCUGAUGAGCGUUUGGAUUAUCAUCACUGUACUACUAAUAUUAAAAGUGAUCUCUGUGAAAACAGCAUAACUACUGAACAAAUUUCAUUUCAACAAGUUUGUAAUGCUAUUGUGGAUGUAACUCAAAAGAGUAACAUGACAGAUGAAUCAGACUGUCCACAAGAGUGGCCGUGUGAGACGCGAUAUAGCAAAUGUAACGGUGUUUUCAACUGUCCAAAUGGUACCGAUGAACAGAAUUGUUUUAUAGAUAUAUACAAUUGUAAAAGAGGUACACAUUAUUGCGUCGAUAAAAAUUUUAAAUGGAUGUGUUUGCCACUCGAAAGUUUUGGCGAUAAUAUUAUUAACUGUUUUGGUUCAUAUGAUGAACGGGCUCAUUGUCGUGCUCAAUAUCCAAAUAAUCCGGAGAAACGAUAUCGCUGUAUGAAUGAUUCAAAAUGUAUCAGUCCAACUCAGUUAUGUAAUUGUGUCUCUGACUGUCCAUUAAAUGAUGAUGAAACAAUGUUAUGUCCAUGGCUUGAUUGUAGUGAUACUUCAGAGUUUAUGUGUAGAGCGGGAUGGGAAGGUAAACGAUGCGACAUAGAAUAUGAUUGUCCUGGAUAUGAAGACGAACUUCUCUGUGACUUAAUUGAUAUUCCACUUAUUGUACUCUACUUUCGAACAAUCGAUUUUCUUCCACAUCCAACGACCAAGACUGAACCAGCAGCAAGUGCAGUCACUAAACAUUCGUUUCCAUUUAUUGAAAAAGAAAUUAUUAUUGAUAAAAAUAUUUUUUCAUGGUAUUGUCAUCGUGGUAUUCUAGUACAAACAAAUCGCCCAGUUAAUUAUUAUUGCUUUUGUCCCCCUGCAUACUAUGGAAAUCGUUGUCAAUAUCAAAGUGAUCGAUUGAGCUUAGUUAUUCGAUUAAAACCAUUGGGUUUAUCGAAUUCAAUCAUUGUUUUUAAAUUAUUUUUAUUUUUACUUGACGAAAAACAAGAUAUUAUUUCAUUUGAACAAAUAAUGUAUUAUCCAACAACUGAAGAAUGUUUUGCAAAAUACUAUACUUAUUUAUUAUAUCCCAUUCAACCCAAAUUAAAAACAAACUAUUCAGUACGUAUCGACAAUUUCCUUGUUUCAACUGAACAACCAGUGAAAUAUAUCCAAACGUGGUACUUUGACGUUCCGUUUACAUUUUUGCCGGUAAGCAGAAUUGUAGCUGAACUUGAAUUAUCUGAAAGUAGUGCUAAGUCGACAAGAUGUAAUGGCCUAAUAUGUAUUCACGGCCGUUGUCUCCAAUACGUUAAUACUAAUAAAUUAUUUUGUUAUUGUGAUCCCGGUUGGUUUGGAAUUGCUUGUCAAAUUAAAUAUGCAUGUCAAUGCUCACAAGGAUCACUGUGUAUUGGUCAUAUAGAAUCAGAAUCAAAAUCAAUCUGUGUUUGCCCUCUAGGUCAUAUUGGAUCUUUAUGUCGUGUUUCCUAUCAACCAUGCAGGCAGGAGAGCUGCGCAAAUGGUGGUACGUGUGUACCAUUAGAUGAAAGAACAUCAGGAGAUCGUUGGAUACCGCAACAACAGUAUGCUUGUAUAUGCUCUGAACAAUUUUACGGUCGCAAUUGUGAACAAAAUUCUUCUUUGAUACAUAUUUCAAUUGGAAAAGUUGAAUCAUCUGCCGUAUUAAUUCAUAAUGUAAUUACAUAUGCGGAGCAAAGUCCAACUCGUUUAGUAUUUUUUAAAAGACUAAGUUUCUAUCAAGAAACCAUAACUCUUUAUUAUAAACGUCCAUUUGUGCCAGAUUUGACAUACAUUCAAUUAUUCGAUAAAGAAAAUAAAAAUCAAUCAUCCACUUAUUACCUUGCUGCCUUAGUGCCCCGUUCAUACGCAUCAAAAAAUAUCUCAACAACUAUUGCAGACUUUUAUAGAUGUCCACAUAUUAGAGAAUUAUUUAAUUCAACUAUAUUGGCAUUUCAAUCGAUACAACAAAUGAAAUACUAUCAACAACCGUGUCAAAUGAAACGAUUCAAAUGUUUUCAUGAUAAUAAACAAAUGUGCUUAUGUAAUAAAGAUAAUUAUGUUGAUUGUUUCGAUUUUAAUCAUAACUUACCACAUUGUGUAGAAAAUCCGUGUGAAAAUAAUGCAUUAUGUCUUCAAGAUGAAGAACGAUGUAAUCCAAAAUCGAUCUGCAUUUGCAUUGUUAGUAAUACAUUAGCUAUUCUUACAUUUAAGCAACCCAACACGUUGGUUGUUGGUUGUGGUUUUUAUCUGUUGACAUCAUCAAUCGUUUCACUAUGUACAAUGUGUAUAUUUAUUGCAAAAUUUUUCUAUUUAUUACUGAUGCAACUGCUAUUGUCAUCAAAUCGAAACGCAAUACACAUCAAUUGUAUCCUUAUAGAAUUUUUACUAAAAUUUUUACCUACAACAGUCGACUGGUUGAACGCAUGUGUAGCUGUUGAACGAGCUGUAACAAUUAUUACUGGAGUCAAGUUUAAUAAAAUAAAAAGCAAAAAAGCGGCAAAACUAGUUGUAUUUUUCGUUAUUAUUUCAAAUAUUAUCAGUGCCCUACACGAUCCAGUAUAUCGUCGUUUAGUCGAUGAUAUCGAUGAACAGCGUAUUUGGUGUAUAAUUAGUUUUAAUCAACAUGCAUGGUUAAAAUAUUACAAUUCAUCGAUGAAUAUUAUUCAUUUUAUUGUUCCAUUUACAAUUAAUUUGAUAUCAGCUAUUAUUGUUAUUACUGGUACAGCUCAUGCACGAUCAACAAUACAUGCUCAGCAAUCAUAUGGCGAACGUUUAAAAGAACAAUUCAGAGAAUUAAAACAUUUAUUUAUUAGUCCAAUAAUUCUUAUUAUGCUUGUAAUACCUCGGUUAAUCAUUUCAUUUGUCUAUGUUUGUAUGAAAUCAAUGAAUGAAUUAUACCUAUUUUUAUUUGGUUAUUUUAUUUCAUUUAUACCCGCAAUGGCUACAUUUAUCAUAUUUGUUGUACCAUCGAAUACAUACAGAAAUGAAUUUUUUUUAUCAAUAAAAAAUCUUUAA
Molecule: messenger RNA, 4755 nt
Organism: Didymodactylos carnosus
Lineage: Eukaryota; Metazoa; Rotifera; Eurotatoria; Philodinida; Philodinidae
Source: the annotation of a GenBank genome assembly